CUACAAAAACCGCUCAGCUUUUGCCUCUUCAAAAUGAUCACCACAGAUCUUCAGUUUCAAACAUCCAAAAUGUUAUUAGGGGGAUAACUUGUUUUUCCAUGUCAGACUUCAGCAGUUCAGCACACCUGAGGCAGUUGCUUUCAGGUGUAGGUGAACAGCUGCGUCCUGUCCUCAGGAGUUGGCCCUCGUGUGUUGAGCCAUGUGCCUGUGUAGCGGUUGCUUGGUCUCUCAAAUGCACAGGUCUGUGCACUCUUCACUACACUGGACGCCAUAAACCAUGUUGUCAGCCUUGUUUCUGAGAGACUCCAGCAACAUAUGGAAUGAUGAUGCUCCUCCUCCCGUUUUCUUCCCUCUGAGCAGGACUUGGUCCAUAAUGUUGAAAGUCCAGGCUCAAGUGCUCCUGGUGCUGCAAGCUGUUUAUUGUUUGGAACCUGGAGUUCCCGUUUAUUCACGUGCAAUGGACCUCCCAUGGCAGGAUGAGCUGUGCUGUGACUCGCCCUCUGCUAAUGUUCUAGCAAAGACAGGGACUAAUGAGUCUGAUUUCAAUCUCCCACACCCUUUAAGCUGUAUUUUUAGGAGCUCCAUUGAAUCAUCACCUUCAAAGCAUCCAGGUGCUACCUGUUUGGACAUAAUGUGCAGACUGGAUGAGAAUUGGGCAAAUGUGACUUGUGAUCUGAAGACUAAUGGCCAGCUCUCUGACAGACUAAAGACAAAUCGCUUGGCACUCAGCUUACAGCACCUUUCCCAGAUAAACCGCACAGAUGAGCCUGCAUCAGAUCAUCGGCUUGUAUGUACUGCAGAAGAAUCGCUCAUGUGCUCUAUUCAUCUAAACUCAACUAGAACCUUUGGUGUCUUGGUAACAGUCAACAUCUCCAGCGUUGUGGCCUCAACAGUGUUGCUUAAAAUUCCUGACAGACCUGUGAAACCUAGUCCUCCAUUCAACAUCUCACACAAUCAUACUUUGGAGGCAGAGCUCAUUCUCAGCUGGAAGAAGCCAUUAAACUUAAGCAAUAAAAUGCUAAAAUAUGAAGUUCGCUAUUCCUGGAGAAGUUUCAGCCAAACCUUGCAGGUGGUGUCUGCACUUGAACAGCCCUAUCUAUCACUAGAUUUGGAACCCUCAAAGUACACUAUCCAGGUUCGCUGCACCACCCAAACCCAGCCUCCACUGUGGAGUGACUGGAGCAAGCCUUACAUCAUAUACCUUGAAAGUGUGACCUAUGUUCCUCAGGAGGUGGUGGCUCGACCGGGUGAAAAUGUAACGGUUUAUUGCGUGUUAAAGGACCGCAAUGCCAGCAGUGCCAAUUGGUCUUUCAAUUAUCAGAAGUGGCUUGAUCCCAGUCUGUAUCAUCCUGUCAGCCAGCAGGUCAGCAAGAUCACAUUCAGGGCUUCAGACACUGGGAUGUAUUACCUGCUGCGGUGCAGACAUGAUUGGAGUAUUCCUUAUACCAAGAUCUUUGUGGAAGGAGGCAGCAUCAACAUAACAUGUGUAACCAACGGCGACAUCGACACUAUGACGUGCAAAUGGGAUAAUAAUGAGAAGACCAAACUCAAAUUCCAAUCCAAGAGUGCUGACAUGUCAUGUGAGGACAUGAAGAAAAUAGAGAGAGGCAGUAAGAAUGUAGGAGAGACGGGACCUGAAUGCACACCAAACUUGUCUUCUCAGAAAACCUGCUCUAUACAUCCAUUGAAGACUAAUAACUGCUACAAACUGUGGCUUGAAUUACCAUCCCCCCUCAUCAGAUCCAAGCCUGUCUACGUUUUCCCCCUAAAUUAUGUUAAACCUCACCCUCCAGCUGAUGUGGUGGCAGUGACCCAGAGCAAGGGGAUCCUGAAUGUUUCCUGGACUCCUCCCCCUCUGCCUGUUGACGGCCUGCAGUGUCAGUUUCGCUACCAUUCCCUCAGUGUGAUAGAGUGGAAGUUUGAGAAGUCUGUCCAUGUUUCCUGGGCGGAGGUGGAGAUACCAGACAUGUGCCAGGUCUAUGAGAUUCAAGUACGCUGCCUGCCCAAAAAUGGGUUUGGAUACUGGAGUGAAUGGAGUGAGCCUGUCCAAUCCACCAUUAAAAACAGCAGAGCUCCUGAACGUGGGCCUGAUUUCUGGAGAAUAAUUGAAGAGGAUCCAGACAGAAACAAGUCUAACGUCACUCUGCUUUUCGAGACUUUCCAACCAAAUUGGGAUUCCUACUGUGUGGAUGGAUUUAUUGUCCAGCACCAGGCCUCGCAUGGAUCUAAACGGAGGAGGCGGAUUGAUAUAAUGUCCUCCUACAGCUUUGAGUGGAAUCACGAGCUCCAUAUUGUGACUGUGGAAGCCUACAACAGUCUGGGGAGCUCCGUUAACAACGUCAACAUGACGCUGGAGUAUCAGCCUAAACGUCGCUGUAUCCAUUCAAUCCAUGUUUCGCUUAUAAACAGCACCUGUGUGUCUCUGUCCUGGAGUCUCUUGCACAUUAGACCUGUUCCCCUGUUCCUUGUGGUUCAGUGGUUCCCAAAAAAGGAGCAGGACUCUAAAGACUUUGGUCUGAGCAAACAAACAUGGGCCAGGCUGCCCUACACCAACCCCCCUGUCCAUUUACGAGGAGUUUUUUUUAGUUCGGAGGAGUACGACUUUCACUUAUAUCCAGUCUUUGCUGAUGGAGAAGGAGAACGCAUUUCCACGUUACUAAAUACAAGAACAUCUCCAACCUACAUCAUGCUAAUAUUCAUCUUGAUUAUUAGCAUUGCUGUAUUUCUGAUCCUGGUUCUCUCCCAAAACCAGAUGAAAAAAAUCAUAUGGAAGGAUGUUCCAAACCCAAACAAUUGCUCAUGGGCUAAAGGACUAGACCCUAAAACGAUGGAAAACUUUGAGUACAUGUUUCGAUCUUCAGAAGGUCUGCAAGCCUUGCCUCUACCGACUGAGAAGUUCUCUAAAGUUAUUGUCGGGAACAAAGCUCUGACAGAAGCCCUGGUCCAGACCUCAAUGUCUCCUGACUCUUUUAUUCCUUCGACUAACACCGUUCUGCAAUACUUGAAUCCAAGAAAAGAGCAGCUGCUGGAGUGUGACCUAGUCUUUGAUAAAGCCAGUGUUCCUAAAUCUGUAACAAAUUUUAAUAUUACUAGUUAUAAACUACAGCCAGGCAGUGCCUUGGAAGAACAGGGUUCAGGGUCCACUAACGGCUCUGCUCGGUCUUCAGUGACAUACUCAAAGGUCCUGCUCACCGAUGCAAAGGAGGAACACCUGCCUCCUCGUCUCCACAACAAUGAUGGAAGUCGGAGCAGCUCUAGCGAUGAAGGAAACUUCUCAGCAAACAACUCUGAUACCUCUGAAUCAGUCACCAGUGGACUGUGGGAAUUGGACAGCUGUCGUGGUACAGAAUCGGAUGAUCAAAGACACUCUGGCUCUUACAACUCUUUCAGAAAGCUUUCUGAAACAUCAGAGAAAGAAAAUGAACUAGAUAUGAGGCAAGACAAGCCUUUAAACUAUCUAGAAAUUAGACAUCCACUGGAGGAUGAGGAAAGUGAGGAAGAGAAUCCAAAAAGCGAGCUCCUGAAAACUGCACAUGUGGAGUUGCAUCAUCAGCUCAACCAGGAGGAAGUUAUGGAUCCCAGUAAGCUACUGCAAGCUUGUAGCUCACUGUACAUGCCUCAGUACAGGAAGCAUGAAGCAAAUACCAUCCCACACACAUGACAACCAGCUUUUAUUACAGUGUGUACCAGUGUCUUGUGACGCAUGUCAAUGCCAUUUACCACAGUGUUCCUACCCUGGAAAAGACUACUCCUCGGGCACCGCACAAUGGCAGCCCACUGCUCUCCAAGGGGAGGGGUUAAAUGCAGAGGGUGAAUUUCGUUGCUAUGUACUUGUGACAAUGUAAUGACAGUAAAGGUUAAUUCUAUUCUAUUGAAAAAUAUCUCAUUGUAUAGUUGAUUCAGUGUAUGUUCCUUUGUGCUGCAGAAAAAAAAAAUGCCAAAAGUGCAGAGUUCUCAUGGAAAAAAAAAAAUAUGUUUAAUAUGUUGUGUAUAUUUCCUUGAGUAUUAUAGGGUUAAAAUCUGAUAUUCCUGCGUAUGUAAAAGUUGGUGACACAUAAAAGAUAUUCUCUGAUCAACUAUAUUUAGCAGUCUGAAAACGAAACAGUUAUGUUAAUUAAAUGUAAUAACUGUGCUGUAAAUGUUCAUUUAUUUUACAUUUGUGUCUUCAGUGAUUUGCAGCUUUUCAAAGUCUGUUCAUCUUUUAAUUUUGCUUAACUUCAGCCUUAAGUUGACUUUAGACAGAGAGAUGUGACACACAGACCAAAAGACCGCAUAUGUUCUGUCUCUUUAGCUAAUUCACAUUUGAUUCAGAAAAGGAGUUAAACAUUGAUAACAUCAAAAAGUUAAAACACGCAAGUCACUGUGGUUAAUUAUUUUGGGCACUUUGUUCACUUAUUGGCAGCUUCAGGAUUUAUUUUCCAUGUUUUUUGAGCCAACUUUUAAUUUUAAGCCUUUGAGUAAUUGGUGCUUUAAUGUGUUGAGGGUUUGGUUUUAACAAAGUGAUAUUUUUCUCUGUUGAACCUUUGAAUAAUAGUUGUUAUCUUCUGUUAAAAAUGAAUAAUAAUAAAAAAAAUCAAUGUAUAUAAGAUGGAUUUGAAAAAUAUUGUAAAUGUAGAGCCUUUAUUCACCGUAAUUCUUAAUGGAAAUGUUCUAUUUUCAUUGUGACAAUAAAGAGUCUAGUGUG
Molecule: messenger RNA, 4684 nt
Organism: Cyprinodon tularosa
Lineage: Eukaryota; Metazoa; Chordata; Actinopteri; Cyprinodontiformes; Cyprinodontidae
Gene: lepr
Product: leptin receptor
Exons: 21
Coding region: 278-3661 (1127 amino acids)
Biological process (GO): cytokine-mediated signaling pathway; immunoglobulin mediated immune response
Cellular component (GO): external side of plasma membrane
Molecular function (GO): cytokine receptor activity; protein binding
Source: RefSeq, a predicted model, not a curated record